Molecule: messenger RNA, 1653 nt
Organism: Penicillium antarcticum
Lineage: Eukaryota; Fungi; Ascomycota; Eurotiomycetes; Eurotiales; Aspergillaceae
Product: copper fist DNA-binding domain-containing protein
Exons: 3
Coding region: 1-1653 (550 amino acids)
Biological process (GO): intracellular iron ion homeostasis; positive regulation of transcription by RNA polymerase II; intracellular copper ion homeostasis
Cellular component (GO): nucleus
Molecular function (GO): RNA polymerase II cis-regulatory region sequence-specific DNA binding; copper ion binding; DNA-binding transcription factor activity, RNA polymerase II-specific
Source: RefSeq, a predicted model, not a curated record
AUGCCUCUCGACGAAGAAGGCGCCAAGUGGUCCUGCGAGCCCUGCAUUCGAGGCCACCGAUCGUCGAAAUGCCAACACUUUGAUAGACUCAUGAUGAAGGUGCCUAAAGCUGGGCGCCCUCUAGCAAAAUGUCCCCACCCGAAAGGAACUUGCAGUUGCCAGAAGACAUAUGCCGUGAUGGUCCGGAUACCAAAAGGCUCAUCUUGUCUAUGUCGGCCAUUGUAUAAAGUUCCUAUGGAAGACAAUGAUUCAACUCAGUCCCCACCUACACUGGCUUCCACAUCUUCUCCAGCCCCGGGCAAAGUUCAAAAGUCUGGAAGAAGACAAAGUACCAUGCAAGCAGCGCCUGAAAAUAUAGCAAGGGCCUUGGAAAAUAUGCCAGAUAACCUCAAGAUUGAGGAUGGAACGCCAAAUCUUUUGCGGAACCUCUCCCAAAAUGGGCUAGAUUCUUACACACCCGCUACACAAAACCACAAGGCAUUAUCGCCCAAGGAGCCUUCCAGGGAAGCCUCACAGCCCCCUCCAGUGUCUAGCUGUUGUUCGAAAAAGGAACAGCUGCCCACUCAAGCCCCAGUUGUAGCUGCAGCUCAAAAUGGAGGAUCUUGCUGCGGGUCUCGCCCUUCCACAAGUGAGCCUCAGCAGUCAAAUGCGGAAAAGCAACAAUUCCAACAACCUGCUGCUUGGGAUAGUCAAAACCAAAUGUACAUGCCAUACGGUGUGCCUGACAUGACUUCAUGGGGAAGCCAGAUGUCUGUUCAUGGUAACUACAUUCCCGCCACGAGUACAUCUUCCCAAGCACCAAUUUUCCAAAAUGGGUUCUCACAGAAUGCGAUGCCUCCGCCAAAUUCUCAGCCAUCAACAUCAAACGGAUUUUCUCUCAACGUGGGCACGCAGUCAUCCAUGGGAUACAACCCGGUGAACGGUCUAGGAAUCUCGCAGCCCUCCAUGAGUCCAUAUAUGUCCAACCAUUCCCAUUCACCUUACCCCAUACAAACAGUGCCAAGCGGUGAUACCUGUCACGAAUGCAGCUGUGGAGAGGACUGUCAGUGUCUUGGCUGUGCUUCUCACCCGUUCAACACUACAACACGAAAGCAUGUCCAAGAGAUGGGUGCCAUGAUUACCUUCAAUGGCGACGAGAAAAACCCCGAAUCCAUCAACCCGUACCAAUCCUCACCUUUCCAGGGAGCCACUUCUCCAGCUACAUUCAACUAUUACAUGCAGGGCACUCCGUCUCUAGACCAGUACCAGCACAAUCCCUUCGAUGGGUAUUCAGAUCCAAAUUCUGCCAUGCCCAGUGGCUAUUCCUCCCCUCUGACCGGUCCAAGUCUCAACCACCAAUUGAUGCACCCUUCAGAGUACUACACUCUGGAAUACCCAGUUGGACUACCAAGUGCCUGCUCCGACGUCACAGGAAGCUGUCAAUGUGGAAGUGACUGCAGCUGUGUGGGCUGCCUCACACACAGCGGACACAACGGGUUCUCUCUGGACACGCCGAUUCCACCAAACCCAUUCCCGGAGAAUGCAGAGCAACAGCAAGGUCCUACUCAUGUUCCACAUACAAGCUCUGCUACUGCGACUUCACGAAUACCUGUGCUGGACAAUGUGUCGGUGCCAUGCUUGAGCCCGCGCGCUUUGGAAACUUCGAUGAUCUAA